AUGUCAUUGAUUCUAUUCGAACAUUACGGAUUUACGCCUCCUGCUACCUUUAAAUCCAACGUUGAUCGGUGGGUUUUGUUAGGCCGGAAACAACGAGGAAUUGGUAAAGGAAACCUUAACGGCUUUGGUGGAAAAGUUGAAUUACAUGACCUCAGCCCGCUUCUUGCCGCAGUUAGAGAAUUAGAAGAAGAAUCAGGGCUUAGAGUUGCACCAGAACUGUUUGAUGAAGCGGCGCGGUUAUAUUUUACUUUUGAAAGACAGGAAGAGCUUCCUUUACAAUUUCUGGCAAUUGAUAGAUGUCUUAGCCUCUGGUAUUCAUAA
Protopolystoma xenopodis is the source of this 321-nucleotide messenger RNA. The record is from the annotation of a GenBank genome assembly. Lineage: Eukaryota; Metazoa; Platyhelminthes; Monogenea; Polystomatidea; Polystomatidae.